AGUAGCAAGCAAGCCAACCAGCCCACAGCUUCUUUCUCUUUCUCUCAACUCUUUCCCUUCCAUAUUUAUUUCCCUUGCCCUUCUCUGCUUUAAAACGCUACACCAACAAACUAAUCAAAACUUCUCCAACACACUACAAAACAAAAUCACCAUUCCAAUCAAUAUAAACAACGCCCAAACUUCUCACUCACUGUAAUCACUUUCAACACUAACUGUUUUCCGUCAGUCAAACAAUUUUUCAUAUCGCGGCGGAUCCGAUUACAUUUCCAUAAGAACCAGCACCGCGAUGGCGCUCUCAGGUUCUGAUUUGCCGAUGAUUUACUCACUGCUCACCAAUUCAAUGAGCGGCGACCAGAGAGUUCGCAAACCAGCCGAAACGGCGCUCUCGGAAUUUGAGAGUAGGCCUGGUUUUUGCUCUUGCCUGAUGGAAGUGAUAACUGCAAAGGAUUUAGUGUCUCAAGUUGAUGUUCGGUUGUUAGCUUCCGUUUAUUUCAAGAAUAGUAUCAGUCGGUAUUGGAGGAACCGCCGCGAUUCUUCGGGAUUAAGCAGUGACGAGAAAAACCAUUUGAGACAAAAACUUCUGUCGCAUUUGAGAGAAGAGAAUGAUAAGAUAGCCGUAAUGUUGUCUGUGCUCAUAUCCAAAAUUGCUCGCUUUGACUAUCCCAGAGAAUGGCCAGAGCUAUUUUCGGUCUUAGCGCAACAGCUUCAGUCAGCAGAUGUUCUUGCAUCUCAUAGGAUAUUCAUGAUUCUCUUCCGUACCUUGAAGGAACUGUCGACUAAACGUCUAACUGCAGAUCAGAGAAACUUUGCAGAGAUAUCAUCCCACUUCUUUGAUUAUUGCUGGCGACUUUGGCAAAGUGAUGUGCAGACCAUAUUACAUGGUUUCUCAGCUAUUGCUCAAAGCUAUAAUUCGAAUGCUCUGAAGCAGCAUCAUGAUGAACUUUAUCUAACAAGUGAAAGAUGGUUGUUGUGUUCAAAGAUUAUACGCCAGCUGAUUGUUUCAGGGUUUCAAAGUGAUGCUAAAUGCAUACAGGAAGUCCGACCGGUAAAGGAGGUAUCUCCUAUGCUCUUGAACGCCAUUCAGUCAUUGCUUCCUUAUUAUCCAACUUUCCAGAAGGGACAUCCUAUAUUUUGGGAUUUCAUAAAGAGAGCAUGCACAAAAUUAAUGAAAGUUCUAGUUGUAAUUCAGGGAAGACAUCCUUAUACAUUUGGUGAUAAGUCUGUCCUUCCGCCGGUCUUGGAUUUUUGUUUAAACAAGAUAGUGGACCCUGAGCCAUAUGUGUUAUCUUUUGAGCAGUUCCUUAUUCAGUGCAUGGUAAUGGUUAAGUGUGUACUUGAAUGUAAGGAAUAUAGACCAGUUCUUACCGGUAAGGUGAUGGAUGAAAAUGCGAUCACAGUAGAGCAGAUGAAGAAAAAUAUUUCCAUUGUUGUUGGUGGUGUCCUCACUUCACUUCUUCCUGCUGAACGCUUAAUACUGUUAUGCAACGUAUUAAUAAGAAGGUAUUUUGUUCUAACGGCAAGUGAUUUGGAGGAGCUGUAUCAGAACCCUGAAUCUUUUCAUCAUGAGCAGGAUGUGAUUCAGUGGACAGAGAAACUGAGGCCUUGUGCCGAAGCAUUAUACAUUGUUUUGUUUGAAAAACAUAGCCAACUGCUAGGUCCUGUUGUGGUAUCUAUCCUUCAAGAAGCAAUGAAUGGUUGCCCAUCAUCAGUUACUGACAUAAGUCCUGGAUUGCUUCUUAAAGAUGCUGCUUAUGGUGCUGCUGCAUAUGUAUACUAUGAGCUAUCAAACUAUUUAAGCUUCAAAGAUUGGUUUAAUGGUGCUUUAUCCGUUGAACUUUCAAAUGAUCAUCCAAAUAUGCGUAUCAUCCAUCGGAAGGUUGCAUUAAUACUGGGUCAAUGGGUUUCUGAGAUUAAAGAUGAUAUAAAAAGACCAGUAUACUGUGGAUUGAUCAGACUCCUCCAAGACAAAGAUUUAUCAGUUAGGGUAUGGCCCAUAAGUUUACCUCUUUUGCAGAGACUAUUGUGGAUUCCUUGGGCAUGCUUUGUCAGACACACAGCUUGCCGGUCUUUGUGUUUUCAUAUUGAAGAUGCAAACUUCUCCCAGAAAGAGUUCGCAGAUCUUCUUCCUAUUUGUUGGGAUUCAUGUUUUAAGCUGAUUGAGGAGGUUCAGGAGUUUGAUUCAAAGGUUCAGGUUUUGAAUUUGAUCUCUAUAUUGAUUGGACAUGUUACAGAAGUCAUUCCAUUUGCAAACAAAUUGGUGGCAUUCUUUCAGAAGGUUUGGGAGGAAUCUUCUGGUGAGAGUCUUCUACAGAUUCAGCUUCUUAUUGCCCUAAGAAACUUUGUAAUUGCACUUGGUCAUCAGUCACCCAGUUGCUACAAUGUACUAUUGCCUAUUCUGCAAAGGGGAAUUGAUAUAAAUAGCCCAGAUGAGCUCAAUCUGUUAGAGGAUAGCAUGCUGUUGUGGGAAGCCACACUCUCACAUGCUCCUGCAAUGGUUCCUCAGCUAUUGGCGUGCUUUCCGUGUCUAGUGGAAAUUAUGGAAAGAAGUUUUGAUCACUUGCAGGUUGCAGUCAAGAUAAUUGAGAGUUACAUAAUUUUGGGUGGCAGUGAAUUUCUAAACAUGCAUGCUUCCACUGUAGCUAAGCUUCUCGAUCUGAUUGUUGGAAAUGUCAAUGAUAGAGGCCUACUUUCAAUACUUCCCGUCAUUGAUAUAUUAAUACAGUGUUUCCCAGUAGAAGUGCCACCAUUGAUCAGCAGUACCUUACAAAAACUAAUUGUCAUAUGUUUGAGCGGAGGAGAUGACUGUGAACCUUCAAAGACAGCUGUUAAGGCGUCUUCUGCUGCGGUACUAGCUAGAGUUUUGGUGAUGAAUACCAAUUACCUUGGACAAUUGACAGCAGAUCGAUCCCUUCCGCUGCUCCUUCAGCAAGCAGGCAUUCAAAUUGAAGAAAAUAUCCUUAUUUGUCUAGUUGACAUAUGGCUUGACAAGAUAGAUAAUGCAUCUUCCAACCAGAGAAAGAUAUUUGGCUUAGCGCUUUCAAUUAUUUUGACGCUAAACUUGCCUCAAGUGCUUGAUAAACUAGAUCAGAUCCUUAGUGUCUGUACAAGUGUUAUUUUGGCAGUAAAUGAUGAUAAAACAGAGGAAGAGUCCAGUGGCGAUAAUAUGAGCUCCAGCAUAUCUCAUGGUGAGGGCACUGUUCCAACCAGAGAGCUCAGAAAAAGACAGAUAAAACUUUCAGACCCUAUCAACCAGCUAUCAUUAGAGAAUUCAGUGAGAGACAAUCUUCAAAGGUGUUCUGCACUUCACGGUGAAUCUUUUAAUUCAGCCAUUUCUAGAAUGCAUCCUGCAGCAUUUGGACAGUUGAAACAGGCUUUGAAGAUGGCGUAGCUGUUAGCAUGACAGAUUUUUGUCCCUUCAAGUGGAGAUGUCAUGCUCAGGGCCCUUGGCCCAUUGAUUCUUUUAUUUCUUCCAUACAUCGAGGAUAUAAUAGGUACAAUGAUGCUUUGGUGAUUUUGGUGCAAUUAGUUGUUGGUGUUCACAUUCUUGGUUCGGCCUUUUUUUUCUUUGAUAUCUAAGCGGGGAAAAGAGUAGAACUAGAGUGGGCGAUAUUUCUUGUUACAAAAUUUUGAAAUCAUUUGUAAAUGCCCCCUUCGGUAAUAUCAUUUGUAAAUGCCCCCUUCUGGUCGUUGCUUGCCGAGAUAUCUAGGCGUAAUGUCCUGAGUGAUGAGUUGCUAGGUUUUGACAUUAGUUUACUGAAGAAAUUAAAAUCUUAAUAGUGUAUAUUGCAUCUUUCUGAAUAUCUUGAAUGAGUUUUUGAGUUGAAAAGUGCUACAAUUUUUGUUUCCA
Molecule: messenger RNA, 3847 nt
Organism: Mercurialis annua (annual mercury)
Lineage: Eukaryota; Viridiplantae; Streptophyta; Magnoliopsida; Malpighiales; Euphorbiaceae
Exons: 24
Coding region: 287-3388 (1033 amino acids)
Biological process (GO): protein import into nucleus
Cellular component (GO): nuclear envelope; cytosol
Molecular function (GO): small GTPase binding
Source: RefSeq, a predicted model, not a curated record